ACACCCACCCCCGCAGAGAGACGGGCUUCUCGAAAUGCAGAACAGUCAGACUCCACAGUUGCGUUUGAGUUACACUUCACAACACAAUGGUUCUCCUGCUUACAGUAUAUUUAUUACUUUCAUGCCUUCGUGGUUUGACUGGGAGGAACUCUACACAUUCACCAAGAAUGAUAUUCACGGACAAAGACACUGCAGUUAAAAGGUCAUCUCUACCUGAACACCACAGACCUGUUCAGAUUCUCCUGGAUAGACAGCCGGAUUCUGUUACUGCUGUUGGACAAACACACCUGAAUUGGUACAACUUUCAAAACCUCAAUAAGACUCCCGUAGAAAGGAAGGUGCAGUGGAAGGAAUGCCCUACAAAUGAUUGCGGCUAUAACAUCACCGUGGUCCACCAGAGGGAAGAAGGCCACAAAGUGUUUGUUUGUGGAAGCAACAGGAGAGCAACCCUGUGCUGUGACGUGAAUUUAUCAGAGUCGUCACCCAUAUGCAGUCCCUCUGAGAAAAUGCACAGCUUAUCAGAAACCAUACAGGAAUUUGUCAUAAAGGAUGGUGAACAGUUUGCACUUGUGGAAUCAGAAAAAAAUGCAGAUCUCUACAUUACAUUCUCUGGAUCGCAAGGACAUGUUGGCAUUUUUAAGUUUGGGGAAAAAAGAGUCAGACCAGCGACCACUGCUAAAGAGCAGUACUAUGUAGGUCUGAUGCUCAGUAGACGGAGAGAAGAUCCCCUGCAAGACAGAGUUUAUGCCUUUUAUAAGCAGAAAAACAGAGACAAAGGGCUGUACAGUGAGAUGUGGAUGCCCUUUGUGACCCAAGUUUGCAUGGCAGAUAUUGGUGGACCCAAGAACAAUCUGCAGUUCAGCUGGACAUCCCAGAUGUAUGCCAAACUCUUCUGUGGAGACUCUGACAACAAACAGCAUUUCUCCGAGCUGGUAGACACGGCCAUUGUGCACGCAGACCGGUGGCGGGACACCAGAGUUUAUGCACUCUUCAGAAACGAAUGGGGAAUGAGCGCUGUGUGUGUCUACACGAUACAAGACAUUGACGAUGUCUUCAGAACUUCCCCAUUCGCCCCAGACGACGAAAUGAACCGGUCUAGAGAGUGUGUUCUUGAUAGCACCAAGAUUUCCUCUGAGAUCCUGAGGAACAUCGAGAAGACUUCAGAGAUGAAGGAAUGGGUCAGGCCUGAGGGGGACUCUGGCCCAAUUCUCUUUAAUCAUCGCAACUACACUCACAUCUACAUUGACAGUUCCCAGCACAACAGGAGCCACACAGUUUUGUUCCUGUCGCUGGAUAAUGGAGCGAUUCAUAAGGUGAUGCAGAGUGAAAACCACAGCUUCAUCAUUGCAGAGUAUCGACCUUUCAACCACGGUGCGCACACUCUCGGAGUCAUCUUACAGCCGUCCUCUAAAAAGCUGUAUGUCUACUCGAGAAGUCAGCUGGUCCAGCUGGAUGUGGCCAACUGUGCUCAGUAUGGAAACACUUGUCAGGAAUGUGUCUUAUCCAGAGAUCCUUUCUGUGGCUGGAACGGCACCCACUGCAUCCCUCAGACAAAUACGACUCGACAGGAUGUGGCUGGAGGAAACCAUGCCAUCUGUGCAUCGCUGCCAAACAGUCAUCGGCCUGAAAAAGUAUUUAGGCAUCCCACUAAAGCUCCACGUCCACAAGAGAACGUGACCAGCAUCACACUUGGGUCAAAGUAUUUCCUGCAGUGUCCGGUGUCAUCGCGCCACGCCGAGUAUAGAUGGAUGUGGGGCCGUAAAAACGUCACGUUCUGCAGCUCGAGGGAGGAGCAGUGCCUCCUUCUGAUCGACAGCAUGGGGCCUGAGCAGGAGGGAACUUACAAAUGUGUGUCAGACGAGAUGGGCUACAGCAAAGUUCUGGCACAGUACCAGCUGCGGGUGGAGAGCAGCGCAGUGGGUCGACUAUCAAGCCCAGUGGUCUGGAUUUGUCUGAUGGUUGUUCUGAUUAAGAAUUUAUCAUGUUAAUGCAGAAUAUUACAGCAGAAGUGAGUACAUCUCCGUGUAGUGUCACUUAAAUUUCAGGCCUCACAGUAGGAAGUCAAUGUGACAAAAGUCAGUACACCUUUCAUUACUGCUACUCUACUUUUGUCUUUAAAAUACUCCAAACAUGUUCUGGAUGCCAGUCAGGUUACUCGCCUGUAGUAGUCUUGACUUAUUUCUCUUUUCUGUCAAUUCUUCUAACUACAACUGAUCUCAGAUGUAUUCACUUUUUGUAUUGAGUUUCUACUUUGGGGCCUGUAUUUUCAGCAUUGUCCUUUGAAACACUUUGCUUUUCCACUGCUCAUGAGAGGAAAUACCGUGAGAAGUAGUAUAAUUUUGACUUACUUAGCCAGAAAGGUGAUAUUGCACAGGGGUCUACUGAUGUCUCUUGUAAACUGCAUAUUGAAUUGAAUUUUGUUAUAAAUAGUUUAUUUUGCAACAAUUUCUUUCCUUUAACUUAGAAAAUUAUUUUUACUGUCCUUUUGGCAUUUACUGUCAAAAAACAGACCUCUCAAUCUUUGCCAAAGGAAUGUAGAAGAAUAGAAAAAAAUGUGUCAAGGCUCUAAUGUUAUUCACGCUUCUCUGCAUUUGUCAAUGUGUGUUUUAUCCCUAAACCAUGCUAGCCACGGUGCUAGCUUCAGUUUGUGACCGCCAGCUAUUAUUACAUCGAGCUACGAAGUCAAGGAUGAGUCUUUAAAACUGCAUGCUUGUUUUGUAUGACAUAUUUAUACUUUUACAACAAUGCAAAGUAUUGAAAAAUAUGAAUAAUUGCAUCUAAUAAUUAACCCUUCUGUUAGGUUUGUUUCUCAGGAACAGCAAUAAUGUUCCUCGGUCAGUUUAAUUAUUCAGAAGUGUCAGAAACCAAAAAAUCCCACUAAACAUCAUUUAUAUUUCAUUUUGACUCCCUUAAUAGCCAAUUUAUCGAUCAAUAUUAAGUGUAGUGGUGUUCUUUAGCUCUCACAGAUCAUGGUUCAAUGAAGAUAAUUCAUUAGUUUUUCAUAAAAAAUACAUGUUAAAACUUUUUUUAAUGUGCUUUGGAAAGAUCUACAUAUAAAAUACAAGUUUUACAUGACACUGAUUUUUUUUGUCUAUAUUUAGAUUUUUUUCUUUUCAUGGAGUGAUGUUGAUAAAUUAACACUAGACACCUCUUCGAUUUAGAAUCAAAUCGACUGAAAGUCAAGACAAACGACUUCUGAGGAUUUGUGUAGAAUAUGCGUUUCAUACUGAAAAAAAUACUUUUAUCAAUUUUUAAAAGAUUAUUUAUACUUUAAAAUGGGUCAGUUUGUCCUGCAACGUAACAGGAGGGUUAUCUUGCUACUGUCAUACAAAUCAAGCAUGAAGAAAACCAAUGUACUGCAGAAACUAGGCGCUUUAGUUUAAAAAGUGUGUCGAACCUGUUUACCUUCAGGGGUUUUGAAAGACUGCCAGAUGCUUAGCUGAAAUGCCAGUCAUCAUGAUGCCCCUAUAACAGUAUUUCAUUGUCUUAGUUCUUUAGAAAAUCACCUAUAAAGGUCUUCCGUCUUGUUUCCUUUGCUGUGAAAUUCUGUUCAAAUGAACAUGAUGCACUUUUUGAUGAUCUGCUCUUGUAAACUACCUCAGAGGCCUUUGGAUGACGACAGACUGAGGCUUUUUUUUUUUUUUUUUUUUAAAAAGACUUCUCUCUUUCUCAUUUUAACAAGUUCACACAGUGAAAUACUGCUGAGAUGUUGACUAAUAGGAAGCUGUGACAUCCUUUUUUCAGCUGCGCCUGUUAUAGAGUGUGAAUCUGAGCACAAAUAUCACAGCUUACCCUCCAACAGGGUUUUCAUAUAGAAAGCAAUGUGCCAUAAUGCCUGAUAGUUGAGCUUAUAUGAAAGCCAUACUGUUCAGUGCAAUAUCAGUUCACCUGCGUUCCUAUACUUUACAGCUUUCCGUUAACUUAAAUUCAAGAAGUUGGGUAGCACUUUACUUUUUGUGUGUAUUGAGUUUCACAUUGUGUAUAUAUGAAUAACAUCAAUAAGGCUCGUUGGCUGAGUUGCACUUUGAUUCAUUCAUUUAAUCAAUGAAGCAAUACUCAACUAUUGCACCACUGCAAAUUGCACUCACAUUAUUAUAUAUUUUUCAAAUGGCAGUGUUCUCAUUUUCUCACUUACCUCUGGAGGUAUUUAGCCAUGCAGACAGCUUUGGUUUCAUUGAAUGUAUCCAUCUCUUAUGUUUGUGCCACCAUCUGAAAACAAUGAAAUAAUUCAUUUCUUUUUUAAUAAUGUAAUAGUAGACUCUAGUUUAAUAGCUAGUGUCCUGUGUGAAUGUGUCAGUGAGUGGUUGUGUGUCUGUGUUGCCUUAGGCCUAUGACUGAUGUUACCACUGUCUUGCUGUUGUCAGGGCCCUGCGACAGUUCAAAAGAUAAGCAGGUUCAUUUAACGCCUGGAUCAGAAUGUCAGCAUUGCUAUAUCAGUUACUGCUUCUGAUAAAUGCAAUUGUCAGUUUUUAUGCAGAUGCACAGUAAAGUAUGUCAUGCCAUUGUUAAAGUUUACUAAUAUGUUGCUUCUGCUCUGUACAUACUAGGGAUGUAGAAUAUUGGAUUUUUGACACAUAUAUGAAUAAAAGAUAUUUUUGGUAUGAUUCUGGAUGAUUGCAAAUGUUCAUGUUUUAAGCCUAAACUUUCUUUUAUGAUGGCCCAACAGCAGAUGCAGUCAUAAAAUAUCAUGCCUUUAAAAUAUACACAACACUUACACUACUGUUCAAAAGUUUGGGGUCUCUUAGAAACAUCCUUAUUUUUGAAAGAAAAACAUUUUUUUUCGAUGAAGAUAGCAUUAAAUUUGUCAGAAAUACAGUCCAGACAUUGUUAAUGUGGUAAAUGACUAUUUCUAGCUGGAAACAUCAGAUUUUUAAUGAAAUGUCUACAAAGGGAAACACAGGAACAUUUCCAGCAACCAUCACUCCUGUGUUCUAAUGCUACAUUAUGUUAGUUAAUGGUGUUGAAAGGCUAACUGAUGAUUAGAAAACCCUUGUGCAAUUCUGUUAGCACCUGAACGAAAGUGUGAAUUUUCAUGGAAAAUCUGAAAUUGUCUGGGUGAGUCUUUUGAACAUUAGCAUACAUGUAAAACAUGCCUUAUUUAUUUUAUGCACCGUUCUCAAACCAAAGUGCCUGUCAAUGUCAAUUUUGUGCCAAUCCUGAUAUUUAAUUCUAAAGCUUUUUAUUGGCCAGUGUCACGACCAUUGUGCAUCCAGAGUGCAUAGCUUUAGGUUUUGCAGUGUUGUUUUAAAAUGUUUUUUUGUAAGGUAAGAAAAUAUUUUAAAUGUAUUUGCAUUUCUUUCUUUAUAUAAAUAAAAAUCUGUUUUCAUUCUGA
Acanthochromis polyacanthus (spiny chromis) is the source of this 5332-nucleotide messenger RNA. RefSeq names its product semaphorin-7A. The coding region runs from base 87 to 1988 and encodes 633 amino acids. Gene Ontology annotation, biological process: positive regulation of macrophage cytokine production; neural crest cell migration; positive regulation of cell migration. The transcript is spliced from 14 exons. Gene Ontology annotation, molecular function: integrin binding; semaphorin receptor binding; chemorepellent activity. The record is from RefSeq and is a predicted model, not a curated record. NCBI's taxonomy places the organism in Eukaryota, Metazoa, Chordata, Actinopteri, Pomacentridae.